Messenger RNA from Gongylonema pulchrum, 771 nucleotides. Lineage: Eukaryota; Metazoa; Nematoda; Chromadorea; Rhabditida; Gongylonematidae. The record is from the annotation of a GenBank genome assembly.
AUGGGUAGUGUGUUUGGCGCUGAUUUACGUAGCAGGGAUGAAUGGCGACAGUCACUCAAAGAAAAACACAGUAUUGCUUUGUUUGUCACAAGUGACGUGGAAAUCUUCGGUGAAACAGUAAUCAGUUUCGAUGAAGUGCAAUCGUUGGAUGAUGUCAAGCAAUUGGCACUGGCAUUUUUGCGCAUUGUGCAAGGAAUAAAUCUAAAGUUUUUGCGCCUUCCGUUCGUUCCUAAAAACUGGAUGUGUUCUGACUGUAAAGCAAUUGUGAAAGCGCAGGAGGCGGAAGAAAAAUGGAAAAAACGACAAGCUGUGAAGAAAGAAGAAGGUGAUUGCGAAGAAAGCGAUGAAGAAGUUGGCACAACAGCUGAUGACUCUGUUGAACAGUCAUCUUCCGAUGAAGAGUUCCAACUUCCACCAGAGAUGCUGAAAACUUCCAGUGGACGUAUUGUUAAAAAGAGGUCGUACAGUGAAGAAGACAGACAAACAAGGAAAAAAACGCAUAUUGAAAAUGAUGAAGUCUAUAACAGUGAAUACAGAUAUCCGAAGCGCACGCGCUCAAAUAAUACUGGUGCGCAGAUCCAGAGAGUUGUGACAAUGAGUUUGCGGGAAACCGAUAAUCGAACACGAAAUGCAUUACGUGCUUUUGAGCCACUGGUCAGUGAGGCGAUGCGGCAGCAGUUUUCGUGGCCUUUUCUGAAACCUGUCGAUGCUAAAAUUGUUCCCGAUUAUUAUCAGGUAUUUGUUGUGAUAUUUUAUACAGCUGCUUCUUAG